UGGAAUGCGUCCUGGUGGACCAAAUUAUAUAAUGCCAUAUCAUCUUCCAAGACAAGGACAACCAGGGCAGCGAAUGGGGGGCAUGAGACGAAGUGGAAACCCCUAACAAAUGCAGCAGUCACAGGGACUUGGAUACCUGAACAAUGAAAGAAAUGGAAUCAACCCAUCUGUUUUUUCAAUGAUGCCUAUGUCCUUUGAUGCUUCCGGAAUGCCUAUGACUCCAUUUGAAACCCCACGACCUGGGUCAGUACCAAUUUCAACACUUACAUCUGCUUUGGCGUCUGCCAGCUCAACCGACCGCACGAGGAUGCUUGGUGAACAGCUUUAUCCCCUUGUGGAGAGUGUUGAGCCUGUUCAUGCAUCAAAGGUGACUGGAAUGUUGCUGGAGAUGGACCAAACAGAAGUGCUCCAUCUUAUCGAGUCUCCUGAAGCUCUGGAAACAAAGGUGGCUGAGGCAAUGGCUGUACUUCAGGAAGCUGCUGCAAGAUCUGACAUUAACGAUAAGCUUGGUUCAUUGGCACUGAAUGAAUGAAGUGCCCUCGUUCUUCUGGGUAAAUACAUUUACUGGUCCCUGGUUUCUAGCUCAUUUUUUAAGGGUUACGUGCUGUCAUUGUUUAUGGGGUUUUCUCCUAGACUAAUUUCCUAGUUUUAUUUUAUUUUUUUAUAGUCUGUAACUUGCUGAAAUUCUUUUAGGCUUUUGAUUCAGUGUGGAGUAUACCAAAGGUAUUUAAGUUUUAGGAUUACAAUCGAUGUGCUUUUCUAUUUAUUUUUACGUUAUGUUUUCAUUUGAAUGACAUAGUAAUUAAAGAUUUUCCAAGCAUUUGCC
Molecule: messenger RNA, 826 nt
Organism: Mangifera indica (mango)
Lineage: Eukaryota; Viridiplantae; Streptophyta; Magnoliopsida; Sapindales; Anacardiaceae
Product: polyadenylate-binding protein 3
Exons: 3
Coding region: 110-532 (140 amino acids)
Biological process (GO): DNA damage response; protein polyubiquitination; regulation of double-strand break repair
Cellular component (GO): nucleus
Molecular function (GO): RNA binding
Source: RefSeq, a predicted model, not a curated record